GCCAUCUCCAGGGGCUGAAGCACCAUUAGUAUCGUUAUCGCGAUGGGCAACGCGCGGCGUUUCGCGAUGAUACCUGGACCCAAGCCCUUGCCUAUUGUAGGCAACACUUGGCGCUUUGCCAUCGGUCAAAAGCCUUGGCGGACAAAGUCGUUGGACGCUACGUUGUGGAGACUGCGCGAGUUGGCCGGUGUAGGUGGAGUCGCUAAAGUGGCGAAGUUAUUUGGACAUCCCGACUUGGUAUUUCCGUUUAGUGCCGAUGAGACCGAGAAAAUAUAUCGGCGCGAAGACUCCUUGCCACAUAGAGCGGUAGCGCCCUGUCUCAGGCACUAUAAACAGGAAUUGAGAAAGGAAUUUUUCGGUGAAGAGCCAGGUUUAAUUGGCGUUCAUGGAAUGCCUUGGUCAAAGUUUCGCUCCAAAGUGUCAAAGGCGCUUGCGUCACCGGAGGCAGCAAGAUCUUCUGUUCCGUGCUUAGAUUAUGUUGCAGAAGACUUUGUAAAAAAGAUGGAUAGAAUGUUAGGAGAAAAUCAAGAACUACCAAAAGAUUAUCUCACGGAACUCUACAAAUGGGCGCUUGAAUCCGUUGGAGCUUGGGCGCUGGGAACAAGGCUGGGCUGUUUAAACAAUGAUGAUGAGGCCGCGAGGGAAAUAAUAAACAGCAUCCAUGGUUUCUUCCACAGCGUGCCCGAAUUAGAACUCUCGGCUCCCUUAUGGAGGCUCUACUCUACCCCAGCCUACAAAACCUACGUCCACGCGUUAGAUUCCUUCAGAGAACUUUGUUUAAAGAGACUGACUGAUAAAGGGAUAUGCGCUAACAUUGCUAAAUCGUCCGGCGAAAAAGUCGCGACCAUAUUGGCCUUGGAUUUACUUUUAGUAGGAGUCGAUACGACUGCGGCGGCCGCGGCAAGCACUAUCUACUUGCUGGCUAAGAACGAGAGGGUACAAAUGAGACUGCAGACUGAAUUGGAUAACAACCUUCCAGUUGGGCGUGUCAUGCACAGCAAGGAUUUAGACCAGAUGCCAUAUCUACGAGCAUGUCUGAAAGAAGCUUUAAGAAUAAAACCAGUAAUAUUGGGUAACGGGAGAUGCAUUCAAUCGGAUGCUGUUAUAUCAGGAUAUGAAGUUCCUAAAGGAUCGCACGUCGUGUUCCCGCAUUACAUAAUGUCGAACGAUGAAAGAUACUUUCCUUCGCCCCAAGAAUUCAUACCAGAGAGGUGGUUAAGGGGUCAAUCGAUUGACACGACAGAUUCCAAAGCAACGACCGUGUGUAAGAGGCAAAAGGAAAAAGGUAUUCAUCCGUUCGCCUCGCUGCCUUUUGGCUUCGGACGAAGAAUGUGUAUUGGAAAAAGAUUCGCCGAAGCCGAGUUACAUAUAUUGUUAGCCAAGAUAUUCCACAAAUACCAAGUUUCAUGGCGACACAGUGAGCUGACGUACAGCGUUACCCCCACCUACAUUCCUAACGAACCACUCCAGUUCACGUUGAAGCAAAGGCACAAAGGUUAAAUCCACCGUUUAAUUAAAUCGUUGUCAGACUGAUACUAAAAUGGAAGAUGAACCUGAAAAAUUCCCUAAAAAGGAUUGCGACAACAACAUUUUGCAAUUUGUACAGGUGUAGCUUUAAUGUAUAGUUUGUAUUAAACUUUAUGUAUAAUAGAUAUAAUGUUUUAAAAAGUUAAGUAAGAUUAAUGAAACGUAU
This is a messenger RNA of Pieris rapae (cabbage white), 1693 nucleotides long. RefSeq names its product probable cytochrome P450 49a1 (gene Cyp49a1). Bases 43 to 1500 code for a protein of 485 amino acids. The record is from RefSeq and is a predicted model, not a curated record. Gene Ontology annotation, molecular function: iron ion binding; monooxygenase activity; heme binding. NCBI's taxonomy places the organism in Eukaryota, Metazoa, Arthropoda, Insecta, Lepidoptera, Pieridae. The transcript has 7 exons.